AUGGCGGCCACUGUCAUCCUAACCAGCGCACCGCUCUUGUUGAGCCAAGUUCCCUUGGCCAGCUUUGUGCCGGAUGUGAGCCAACCUUAUUCAGACGUAUACCAGCCAUACAUGGUCUCGCGAUCGGACUAUUCAGUGAGACGAGAUGUCGCAUUUACUGGAGUCGUGAACAUAUCCUCUGAGCGCUUCCUCCAAAUCCUCGCCACUAGGUUCGCGACCCUGGUGGUCCGUCGUGAACAGGGGAGCACAUACCGAGUGGAGUCCACGAACGGGUGCGUCUAUACGCUCGACAGCCCGCAGAACCUCUUUGCAGCGAUCCUGGAGAGUGAAGAGAGUGGCGACCAAACAAGAAGAUGGCUGGAUGAGUGCAAGCGACAAGGCUUGGCACCCCGUUUUGUGGUGGGAUACCGGACGUUUGUCGACUCCAAGCUUUCUCGUGGAGAGGAGACGUCUACAGAGACCCGAACUGACUUGCACCAACCGCUCAGCACCACGCAGGGUGGCGUGGCCGGCGUAGCUGACGUCGAGGCCGGCGUCGGGCGCAAGGCGACGCAAGAAAUCCGGACCCAGGCCGAAGUGCCGGGUGAAAGGAUCUACGCUAUUGCUUACCGCAAAAUCCGAAUUCAAACUCGCAAGCGCGACAAGACGAUCAGCCUCGACUUGAAGACGAAAUGGAAGCCCUUUAACGCAUCGCGAAGCCGAGAUAGCGAUGAAUCGACGUACUUGGAGGCUGAGGUCUCAAAAACAGAUGACAUGGAGGACUGCGAUGAGAUUUUUACCGUGAAUUCUGUGUCUGGCAAAGAUAGUGAACCGGUUCGAAUCGCUGUCAUGCAGGAUAAUAGCUCCGGAUAUUAA
Akanthomyces muscarius is the source of this 855-nucleotide messenger RNA. RefSeq lists its product as uncharacterized. The transcript has a single exon. The record is from RefSeq and is a predicted model, not a curated record. Bases 1 to 855 code for a protein of 284 amino acids. NCBI's taxonomy places the organism in Eukaryota, Fungi, Ascomycota, Sordariomycetes, Hypocreales, Cordycipitaceae.